AUGAAAGUUCUGAUUGUCCUGGUCCUGCUGGGCCUGUGCUGCUGGCCUGUGAGUGCCUCAGUGCAAAGCUGUGGGAGAAGCUGCGGGACCCGGCCCUUGGCUGAGCACCACGGGGUGUUGCGCGUCGUGGGCGGCAGCGAUGCCUCCCCGGGAGCCUGGCCCUGGAUCGUCAGCAUCCAGCUUCCCGGGGCAGCGGGCAGCGGGCACAUCUGCGGAGGCUCCCUCAUCCAUCCCCGGUGGGUCCUGACCGCAGGACACUGCUUUGACAAGUACAGGAACGUCCCGACAUGGCGCAUGGUGUUCGGGGCCACCCGGCUGUCUGAGCUGGGCCCCGAGGCCCAAGUGCGCAAGAGCAAGCGGCUGCUGAUCCACGAGAGCUACCGCAGCGGCGCCUUCGAGAACGACAUCGCCCUGCUGGAGCUGGACGAGCCCGUGCAGUGCAGCGACUACGUGCAGCUGGCCUGUGUGACUCACUUCUCCGACGUGGUGGUGUCGCAGCUCACAGACUGCCGCGUCGCUGGCUGGGGCUACACCGCAGAAGGCUCUGCAGAAACAUCCGACGUGCUGCAGGAGGCCAAGGUCCGCCUCAUCAAUGUCAAGCUCUGCAACAGCAGCGAGUGGUACGGAGGGGCCGUGCGCAGCUACAACCUGUGUGCUGGCUACCCGCGGGGCGGCAUCGACACCUGCCAGGGUGACAGCGGGGGCCCGCUCGUCUGCAGAGCUCCACACGCCAACUUCUUCUGGCUCGUGGGCCUGACCAGCUGGGGGAAAGGCUGUGCCAGACCAAAGCAGCCUGGGGUCUACACCUCCACCCAGCACUUCUUCAACUGGUUCCUUGGCCUCUGCACCGGUGCUGCAGAAGUGCAGCAAUACCUGUGCACUGGAACCUUUGAAGUGGAGAGUUACUGA
Molecule: messenger RNA, 909 nt
Organism: Colius striatus (speckled mousebird)
Lineage: Eukaryota; Metazoa; Chordata; Aves; Coliiformes; Coliidae
Product: acrosin-like
Exons: 6
Coding region: 1-909 (302 amino acids)
Biological process (GO): proteolysis; acrosome reaction
Molecular function (GO): serine-type endopeptidase activity
Source: RefSeq, a predicted model, not a curated record